UUUCGGUUACUGGAGGCUGCCAUUACCAAAUUUUUACAAAACCUUUUCGAAUAAACUCUCUUUUUCUCAAAAAGUAAAGAUAUGUCUCUCUUAGGAGUCAUGGACCCAAUUAGCGGAUCGAUCGAAGAUUACAAAAACGUGCCGAAGCAAGCAUAUUUCAGUCCAUACGCCAUGAACGGAGGAACUGUGGUUGCUAUCGCUGGUGAUGACUUCUCAGUAAUUGCAUCUGACACGAGGCUGAGUGAAGGCUUCUCCAUCCAUUCCAGAGAGACUCCAAAAGGUUAUGAAUUAACCAACACCACAGUGCUGGGAAGCUGUGGUUUCCACGGAGACGUACUAACACUCACAAGGAUCAUCGAAGCCAGGUUAAAGAUGUACGAACAUGAACACCAUCGCAAGAUGUCCACUGUUGCCAUUGCAGCCAUGUUGUCCACAAUGUUGUACUACAAGCGAUUCUUUCCGUAUUAUACCUAUAACAUUGUAGCUGGUCUUGAUGAUGAAGGAAAAGGUUGUGUGUUCAGUUUUGACCCGGUUGGUUCUUACGAAAGGGAAUUUUAUAGGGCUGGUGGAUCUGCCUCCUCUAUGUUACAACCUCUCUUAGAUAACCAGAUUGGAUACAAGAAUCAAACUGGUGUUGAAAAGGUUCCACUGACCAAGGAAAAAGCUGCAAGUGUGAUCAAAGAUGGAUUCAUAUCGGCUGCAGAGAGAGAUAUCUAUACUGGUGAUGGUGUUGUCAUUCACACUAUCACUAAAGAAGGCGUAACGACCGAAUCAUUCCCAUUGAGGAGAGAUUAACCUGACAAUGUUUUGUGAACUUGAAAGAUAUUGGAUUCAACAUACAAAGGAUAUUGAGAUGGCCAUUGAGGCAACAUUUCAUAGUGGGUCGAUUUUCCUCCUGAUAUCUGACAUUUGUCAGAGGAAUAGAUAGGUGGUACUGUUGGAGGUUAUCUCAUCCUGUUCAUGUGCUUGAAUGAAAAUGUGCUGAAAACUCCUCAGAGUGACACUGACUGGAUUUCUGUGUUGGUAAAUCAGUGGGGGGAGAUUGGUCUUAAGUCAGGUACAUGUACCACUGAUGUGCAUGGUCUUCUGUAAAUAUGUGUGUAAAGAAAUAAACAACUUUCUUUGUA
Molecule: messenger RNA, 1127 nt
Organism: Lineus longissimus
Lineage: Eukaryota; Metazoa; Nemertea; Pilidiophora; Heteronemertea; Lineidae
Product: proteasome subunit beta type-1-B-like
Exons: 5
Coding region: 82-795 (237 amino acids)
Cellular component (GO): proteasome core complex
Source: RefSeq, a predicted model, not a curated record